AUCUGAUUCACUUAAUUGCAAGUUGUGUAAAUUGUAAACUCAAAAACUAGAUUAUAACCCAAGAAUUAGAAACAGUUACAAUUCUAAAUAGUUUAGUGGUAGGUUUCUAAAUAAAUAAUAAGUUGAGUGGCAAAAAAAUCUAAUUUUCCCGAAGAAAUAAGCCUACUUGGCCGGAUUGUAUUUUGGGAUCCCUUAAUUUUCAGUCCCGUGUUUUGUGAAUAGUAUGCCGACGGCGCUACACAACUCCGGCGGCGUAUGCAGACUCUGAAAGAUUGUUGUGCUUGAUUCAAAUCUCGAAAUUUAUAGCCGAAAAGAUGAUGCGGUCGUUAAUUAAUGCUACUGCUAAACGCAGCAUUCAUCUUGCUCAACUUAAUUGCCAGAGAGGGAUGCACACCAGAAAUAAAAAGGCAAUGGAGCUCAUCGCUAAUGGUUGGAGUGCCUUGAAGGAAGUUGAUAGAGUGAUUGAUUAUUGUGAACUUAAUGAUAAACGUCUCAUUCCUCUACUUAGGACAGCAAAGGAAAACUUUGAAUUGGCUCUGGAGACUGACAACUCUAAUACACAUGCAAGAUUUUGGCUUUCCAAGCUGCAUUUGAAGUACCAUGUCCCAGGGGCAUGCAAAGCAGUAGGGGCUGCGUUAUUAGUAGAAGCCGCAGACAUGGGUGAUGCAGAUGCACAGUAUGAACUGGCUUGCCGCUUAAGAGUUGAGAAUGACUAUGUUCAAGCUGAUCAGCAAGCCUUCCAAUAUCUAGAGAUGGCAGUUGACCAGUUACAUCCAGCUGCACUUUACAUGCUGGGAGCUGUAUAUCUGACGGGGGAUUGUGUGAGAAAAGAUAUUUCGUCAGCAAUAUGGUGUUUUCACAGAGCAUCACAAAAGGGGCAUGCUGGGGCUGCUAUAGCAUAUGGAUCCCUUCUUCUUAGAGGUUUUCAAGUUCCAGAGUGUCUAACCAAAUUUACUGUGAGGAAGGACUCAUCUACUAGAACAUCAAGGAAAAAUGCAGAGAACUCUAAAAAAAAUGCACUUGAGAUGGCAAGAGAACAAUUUGAAAUUGCUGCUAAAGCAAAAUGUGAUCUCGGAUUCAGAUGGUUAAAAAGACUUGAUGAAGAAGAGAAGCGUUUAACCAAUCUAUAGUCUAUUAUUUACUGACAGCAGUAAAAGCUCCUAUAGCUGUCAGAUGUUUGUAAGCUGAAGCCUAGGUGUGCUUACAAUUUUAGUGAAUACUACAUGUCCUUAAUAGCCUAGACUUACAGUUGUAUGCUUGAAAUCUUUGCUCGGUUUGGGGUAGUUUUGUGUCAUAAAUGUUUAUAAAUAGAUCUUCACUUGCCUUUAUGGAUUACAGAUUAAUUGCAGCAUAUUUUAAGUAGAAA
Molecule: messenger RNA, 1366 nt
Organism: Daucus carota subsp. sativus
Lineage: Eukaryota; Viridiplantae; Streptophyta; Magnoliopsida; Apiales; Apiaceae
Exons: 9
Coding region: 315-1130 (271 amino acids)
Molecular function (GO): protein binding
Source: RefSeq, a predicted model, not a curated record